GCUGUUUGGUUGUUUGUAACCUUCGCUCUGGCGGCGAAAAUGUGUAAAAUGAUUUGGGAGGAGUAAUGUCGUUUGCCUUGCUUAAAAAAGCCUUCGGCAUUGGAAAGGCAACCGAUGAAAAGGAAUUUGAUGAAUUUCUGAGAGUUUUUGACGGGAGCGAUGCUGUUCAUAUUGGGCACUUGAGUAAACUGUUGAAGAAGAAGGCUGUUCGUUUGCUGGUCUUGAAAAAUGAAGACUCAAGCGUCAUUUUCGACUCUGCAGCCCAAAAGGACUCUUUGAAGUCUGCACCCAUACUGAAUGUUGGGCGUCAGCAGCUCAACCUUAGGGAUAUGGCCUUUGGUUCUUACUCACUAAGCAAUCGAUUACCAUUACUGUUUUCAACAAAAAUUCACGACAUGAGUUCCACUGGUCAGAUGUUAUUUACCAGAGUUUUCAGUGAUCUUGAUGAAUGGCGUAAACUGUAUUUGAACAGUAGACGGAACUCGUGGGUCGGACGUGGGAUUUUUAACACUGGGAGCACUGAGUUAAAGCACGAUGUAGGGAGUUACAGAACUUUGGCAGUUUGUUUACUCAUUAACUUGGAUUGGUGCACGUCCUCAGGUGGCUUGUGUGCUGGUAAAACUACUGUUGUUUCAAAGCCCCACAGUCGUCGGAAUUUUUCACACCUGUUUAACACCGAUACAACCAGCCAAACAGUUGUUCAGCCAACUUUGGAUAAUAGUUUGAAGAUAUCAGCGUUCUCCGCGAGGCGUUUCUAUCACAUGCUUUUUGAGCACUGGACUCAGUUAAGCUUGUUGUUAGAGAUACUAACAAACGAGUGUGCUGUGGCAGUUUGUAAUAGCACUCGGAAUUGCUGGGGAAUGCACAACUUCGUACCUGAAACACAUUGCACAGACGUAAUAGCAAAGGCGUUCAACAGUUUUUUGGAUUAUUUUCGAGACCUGUGCUUGCCUAAGCUGUCUUUCCCAAUUUGGCCUACUUUGAAUGUCACAUUGUCAAUCGGUUCUGACUCCCUACCAUCUUACUUUGAGCGAUCCCGUGCCGAUUGUGUUGCUUAUUGGUUGAACAUGGAUCCCAGUUAUUGCCAUUCACUACCAGCUGAUUGCACUCAAGUUUCUAAGGAUAAUCUCGCUGACGUAUUUGUGAGGUCGUGUUUGGUACCGCUGAUGAUAAGGGGAAACAGUAAAGAGCAUCGAAGCUUUCUCAGUCGUUUGCUCACUGGCAUUCUAAUGUUUCAUACGGGUUGGCUUGAUGGCAUUUCAUCCAAAGGUUCAUGUUCCGAUUCGGAAAACAGUGCUAGAAGUUCAUCGAACAACAGAAGUGUACACACCAGUUUACUAGAUCAGUUGCUUACUCAGAUAGGAUUCAUACCCAUAGAAACGGAUAGAGUAUCUGGAAAUAUCUUCAACUGUACUGUAAUUUCUGGUCAAUCUCGUGCUUACUUAAUGGCUCUGCUGUAUUUCGCCACCUAUUUUUUGAGAUUUAUAUGCUUGACGCAUACACAAGAAUGUGUCCCAGAACUUGGACAAGCGGAUCUUUUUGAAUUGGAACAGCAAAAACGUAGGACUCGACUGGGUGGUAAAACCCGUCGCAAAUCUGGUUCCGCUACUAUUAAUAGCUCAACAACUAAUUGCAGUGGUGAUGCAAAUGAUUCUGGUAUCAGUUCUCAGGAGGAUUUGACUUCUGUGGUUUAUUCGGCAAGCACAGGAUCGUCGCCUACACAUGUUUCUGGCAUGGCAUUAUGCAUGACUCGUCGACUGACACGUGAUCAGUGUCGAGUGGCGGAAGCGGCUGCUCAUUUAGUGGUCACUCGUGAGGCUGCAGCAGCAGCAGCGGCUGCUGGGCCAACCAGUUCCUUCAUGUCAGUUGGUGGAACUCGUUCAUCCCAUUCAAAUGACAUGGGGUUAUCAGAUGUUAAUAAUAGCGGUUCUGGUCCAUCUAACUCACCGCGUUCAUAUCGAUCUCGAUAUACUGAAGUUCCAUUGCUGAUUGAAAAAUAUUUUGAUGGUGAUGAAGAAUUAUGCAGUUGUUUACCAACUGAGAUAAUUCCAGCUUGUGGUAGUGUUGGUAGCUAUUCCGCCUCGUUGACAUCACCAACAAGAAGUAGUCCAGGCUCACCUUACAAUACAUUGGAUAAUGUGAAAACAUCAUAUCUACCUAUCAGUUCACAAUCUGUAGAUCGGUCAUUGAAACAAGUCUUUUCAUCACAAUCACAUAAUCAUGAUGCGUUACCAUCGUCAUCAUCAUCAAGGUCAAUGGAUGGAUCUAAUCUAUUCAGCAUUGAUAAUAUGUUAUCAUCGUCAACUUGUCAAACAGAUUUAGAACAACAACAACAACAACAACAACAAAAUCCUGAUUUAUUUCAUCGUUCUUCAUUUCAAACAUUUGUAAAUCAUUCAUUAAUUGCUGGAGCAGUCUCUGAUGUUUAUCACAGUGGACAUGUGUUACAGGCAACAGUUGAACAGGCGGAGAAUUUCAAACCACGUUUAGAAGAGAAUUUAAUUCAAUGGCUCACUUAUGGUCCACUUGUUUUUAGUGAUUUCAACAACUUGUCAUUGAAUAACAACAAUUUCAGAAUACAUGAAACGGUUAAACCUAAUCAUCCAAAUCAAAUAUCAAGUAGUCAUCAUACUAAGCAUCCUAAAUGGUCAGCUACAGGUUUAUUAAUUAACUGUGAUACAAAAACUGUUGAGGCCUUAACUAUAGUUCAACCCAACCUAGCCAAUAUAGUUUUAACCAAGGAAGUUGAAGUUCCAAAUCCAAUUCAUGUUCGUGCUACUCCACCUGUUGGUAGCGGUAUACACAGUGGACGAGAUCGUGCUAAAAUAAUAUUAGAUCAAACAGAUUCAAUGGAACAACAACCAUUACUAGUAACACCAGUUCAUGCACUUACCUCAUCUGUAUCUCGACGUCAUCUACAAAUUAAGGCUGCACCUUUAGUAUCUCGUCUUAUUGAAGAAACGCAUAUGGUGUUAGAAACAACAAAUUGUUCAUUGAUGACACUAAAACAUUUGGAGAGUAAUUUACAAUUGAUUUAUCAUAAAAGUAUAAUACUGACAAAUUUAUUAAUCAAAGAAGGCUCUAGCGUACUUCAGCGAAUUGAUCGAAUGAUGAUUGCUGCAGGGUAAGUAAUAAUCUUUUAUGUAAUACAAUGAAACUUCUUCUUCUUGUAUAUUGAUCAUACUGUUGAGCCUAUUUUUACAUUUUUCUAUUGAUUUGUCAACGUGUAGAAGAUUAAUUAAGUAUCAGUUGAACCAUGGGCUCUAAACAAAGCUAAACACAGUUGAAUGUAAUGCUUUCACCAGUCUAUCAUUCCUCUUAUGAAACCGAGUGUAAAGCGUAGGUGAAAAUAUCCUUUUUUUUUUUAUUCUAUCCGUUGGAGGUUUCGAUAGAAAACCUUCUGAUUACAAUGCACAUUAAGAAAUUACUGGAAUUGAUUGCUGUAUAUAGUCUUUUAAGAUGUAUUUAGGCUUGUUUCUCCUCUUACUAUUCAUACUUAAGUGUAUGAGGGAAUAUGGUGAUGUAACCUUACCUUACCAUGGUAUAGUCGAUGGUUCUUAUGUUAACAUUUAUAAUAGUGUUGUAAAUAUGUUUAUUUACUAAAGAAUUCAAUGAAACAUAGAGAAUAUCAUGAGACAUAGAUCUUAAUUAACCUAGGAAGUUGUCAAAACAAGUAUGAGUUUAUCGUCUUAACCCCAUGUAUUACAUUAUGCAUAUCUGUAUUGGUGAAAGAAAGUACAAUUAUCUUCAUCUUAUAGUAUACAAUAAAUGUUUAUGUUGUAUAUAUGCAGAUAUGAUAUAAGCUGUUAGUGAAAUAAUUUAUCUUUUACAUGAUUUGAUACUGUCGGUUUAGCGUAAACAUUCACUAUCAUCAGACCAAUUUGGAACAGUAUGCUGUCUAUCAUGUUCAUCCAUCUAAUUUCUUACUUCAGUUAAUUAAGUUAUCAUAUGUAUUUGUUUAUAGUCACUGUUUUUGCUGAAUAUAUACGUAUAUAUGAGAUGAUGACAUUUUUGCUGAUUGAUUGAUUGAUUGUUAUACAUUUUUGGACGUGUGAAGUGGAUCACAACUGACCUUUAAUAAACAAAUGAACAGAUGAUUUUUAGAGUUAAUUCAUUAUGUACAUGUACAUCGUUUGAUUAGUUCAGGUUUUUUUUUUAAACGUUACGUUUGUCAUUGUUAACUCGGAAUGAAUGUAAUGUAUAUUGCAUGUCUUGCUGACAACAAACAGGUGUUCAUCCGUAUACUUUGACUCUAUAAGUUAAUCCACUCAUGAUCAUAUAGAAAGGUGUUUAUGGUGGAUCGAUUUCAUAUCUGCUAAAAUGGUGUGGUGUUGUAUUCGUUGACAGUAGUGGCUUCAGCAUCUAGACUCUCAUCUAAUAGAUCUAGGGGUUCUCCUCCAACUACUUCGACCUGAUCAACCGGAUAGAAUAUCAUAGGCUAUCAUCCAAGGACUGAGAGCUAAUUCAUUACAUAAACAUCAUCUAGUUAGUUGCAUCUAUUUAUUGGCUAAUUUCCAGUCGACUUUUUUCGAUUGUAAAUUUUCCGAACGUCAUCAGAAUUUUCAUAAUUUUUUUGGAAAGUAUAAAGCUUAACCACUAUGUGAAGGGAGUACCAAGCAAGUAUGUCAGAAUGAUUAAGGCUCUUUACUUUAAUUUACACAGUCGUGUAGGAGUUUAUAAGCAGUUAUCAUCUGAAGUGAUAACAACAAGCAGUAUCCAGCAGGGACUCUCACUGUCACACUUUUUGUUUAACUUAGCUGUAGACGCACUAUGGAGCAUAACCCUGUAUACCUGCAAGUUUAUGGGGAAGGAAUUUGAUUAGCCGUAAGGACAAACCUGAGUAUAUUUGGCGUUCGUUUUGCAUCUGUCUGAUAUAAAAUAGUGCUUCAAGACUAAUCUACAGUUAUUCCCUUGGUUGUGUUGCAUUCACUUAGCUGGAUGGUUUAAAUCGUCGGGCUUCCAUUGUCUUCCUAGACAAUAUUCUCAGCACCAACUUCAAUACCAAGUGACCUAUUCGGAUUUCUGCGUGACUAUUCAGGGGUGGAUCGUGAUUGUCAUGUCACUGAUUGUACAAGUUUUUCUAUUCCCCGUCUCUCUGCCUGACCUCUGACCUUGUGAUUGUUUAUCAUUUUCCUUAUUGUUUGGCAGAUUGGGUCUAUGUCUAACCUGAAUGCUAAGCGUCCGGAAAUUUUUUCUUUGCGUAGUACAUAGAAUGGAAGUCAUCAUUUUACGCUUUAUCAAAUCGAAACUCUGGAUCUAUUUUGUGCACGAUACCUUCGUUAUCAUUAAAAAGAAUAAAUUUUAAAAAAACGUUCAUAGUUUGAUUAGCAACGUUUUUGGCAAUAUCGAAUUCAUAGUGGAGAAGGAGUUAAAGAACUAACUGCUAUUCCUGUUGUUUGAGUCAGUACAACUAGUGUUAGUGUACUGGAAGCCAACAGCACAUCGAUCAAAUCCAAAAAUAUAUUAACAAUAACC
Molecule: messenger RNA, 5475 nt
Organism: Heterobilharzia americana
Lineage: Eukaryota; Metazoa; Platyhelminthes; Trematoda; Strigeidida; Schistosomatidae
Source: the annotation of a GenBank genome assembly